UCCCCCCAACAACCAGCCCUGGCAACAGCCUCUCCCUGGCAACCCCCCUGGCAACUGCCUCUCCCUCAUAACCACCAUUCCUCUCUGCAACCACACCAGUCAACUGCUUCUCCCUAGCUACCAACCCCAGCAACCACUUUGGACAACUAAAUCUCCCUGGUAACCACCUCUGGCAUCUGCCCUUGGCAACUGCAUCCCCCUGGCAACUGAGUACAGAGUCACAGGACCAAUGCUCUGGAACUGCUUCGAAUGAAGCCAGUCAGGAGUCACCAGGAGUUGAAGGCUGCAGUCCUGCCCUGUGAGGGGACCGGAGCUCUGUAUGGGGACCCCCCCACUCAGCUGUCACUCUCCUGGCUGUGGAGGGACCCACGGGGCCAGGAGCUGCUGAGCCUGAACGUGACCCUGGGGGAGCCGCCCCCCCACACCAGGAUGGGCAUCGGGGCCCAGGGGUCACUGGUGCUGCCCAACGUCUCCACCUCGGACGCAGGCGUCUACAGCUGCCAGUGGGACGGGGACAGCGGGGGGAACGUGCUGCUCAACGUGCCAGGGAGCCGGGAGCGCUACAUCUCUGGGACCCAGGGGGGGCAGGUCGUGCUCCCCUGCGCCGCGGGAAAUGCCACUGCUGUGGACUGGUUCAGGGAUGCAAACAACGGGACCCACCGGUUUGACCGCGCUGGCCCUCGGCAUCGGCCCAACGGCAGCACCCUGCUCAUCGAGAGGCUGGAAUCAGGGGACGCCGGGCAGUACCGGUGCCAGGCCGGGAGCCAGAACUGGACUGUGCACCUGCACCUGGGAGGGGAGCCGUCAUUCUCGGUGCUGGCGGGGGACACGGCCCGGCUCCCCUGCAAUGGCUCCAUGCCGGGCGCCUGGGUCCAAGGCUCCCUGGCCUGGAAGCGGCUGGGCCCGGGGGUCUCGUGGCAGCAGCUGGUGGAGCUGGUAGCUCGGCGCUAUGGAGCCUCCAAGUUCCAGCUCACCCUGGACACCGGGGCAGCCCUGGUGCUGCCGGCAGUGACACUCGACCAGGCCGGGACCUACCGCUGUGUCCGGGGCAACCACAGCCACGCCGUGGAGCUGGAGGUCACGGCCCGCACAGGAGGGUGGCAGCCCUGGAUCGUGGGGGCUGCGGCACUUGGAUACGUUGCUCUUGGCCUGGCCUCCUUGUUUGGAUACUACCAGAUCCGCCGAGCCCUGCAGACCAGGAGGAGGAGGAAACGCCUGAUGGAUCCGGCCAGGAGGUUUUUCAAGGUGACUGGGAACGGGGCUCACACCCCUUACGGGCAUGUCCUGCCCCUUGCAGACAUCGCUGGUGUCGGGCAGACAAAUGCAGUGCCCUAUGAGAACAUGGUGCUGGAUGCAAGAGGGCAGGGGAGGCCACUGCCUGCAGAGGGGCCCAUCAGUACUGUCGAAUCAGAGGAUGAGGAGGAGUAUGAGCACCCAGACAGUGAGGAAGAACAAGCACCCGAGGAUGGCGAUGGCUACGAAAACACCAACGGGGACAUGAAACUGUGCAUGGGGGACAAGGAGUCCAGCGACAGCGCCUGCUACGAGAACAGUCUGGAGGAGAACAGAGCAGGAGGCAACUGGGCUUCAGACGCUGCCCACUACACAAAUGCUCGCCAGAGCCCCGGGGCCGAAGACCAGGUCUCUGAAGACAGCGAGUGUUACGAGAACACGGAGGAGGACAGCGCCCCGCUGAGCCCCGGAGCUGCGCGGCUUGUAACAGACCUGCGGAUGCUGCUGCUGGGUGCGUGUGAGGAGCCGGAGCGGGAUCGGCAGGACGGACACAGCGAGGGCUCUGCUGGCUCCCAGGCCUAUGAGGAGAUGGCCGGGGCCCUGUAUGCAGCCCCUGUUCGGCGCCUCCGGGACCGCAGCCAGGAGGAAGCUGCUGGGCUCAGGGCCCCAGGGCCCGUCGGAGCUGAACCCCCCAGGCGGGGGGUGCCCCGGAGCCUGACUCGGGACUAGGAAACGCCGCCCCUGGGCCGAGACAGGCAGCGAGUGUAGCUGAGCCCACGAGCACAGAGCUCCCGGGAGGGCCCUGCGCCCCCAUGGAUCCGCUCCCCAUCCCGGCCCCACGUCCUGGGUCCCGCCGCCAGGGACAGCCCCAAGGCUGUGGGGGGGCUGUGGGCUCCAGACACUGUUCCCAUGGCUCUGCAAUGGCCAGCCGCCCACACCGUGCCCCCAGGGGCCUCUGGCCUGCCCCCCACCCAGGCUCGGCUGCCCCACACGGGCAGCUCCAUCCAGCUGGGCCGAACCUCAUUCCCGCGGCGUCUGACGCGUGCAUGUCCGGGCUGGGGACAGGGCCCCCCGUGUCUGUAUCUCCCCCCCGAUGACAGGCUGGGCACAGGCCCCCCCCCAUGUCUGUACCCACCCCCCGAUGACAGGCUGGGGACAGGGCCCCCCCGUGUCUGUACCC
Mauremys mutica (yellowpond turtle) is the source of this 2413-nucleotide messenger RNA. RefSeq names its product B-lymphocyte antigen CD19-like. Gene Ontology annotation, biological process: B cell proliferation involved in immune response; regulation of B cell activation; B cell receptor signaling pathway. The transcript has 16 exons. Lineage: Eukaryota; Metazoa; Chordata; Testudines; Geoemydidae. The record is from RefSeq and is a predicted model, not a curated record. Gene Ontology annotation, cellular component: external side of plasma membrane. The coding region runs from base 250 to 1962 and encodes 570 amino acids.